Molecule: messenger RNA, 483 nt
Organism: Aspergillus niger
Lineage: Eukaryota; Fungi; Ascomycota; Eurotiomycetes; Eurotiales; Aspergillaceae
Exons: 1
Coding region: 1-483 (160 amino acids)
Source: RefSeq, a predicted model, not a curated record
AUGUACAGUGUCGAUCUUCAUCUCAUCCCCAGCAAGGACGAGUCAACGACCGCGGACGAAUCUACGACCUCCGAUGAGUCGACCGAGGAUGGGUUGACCGAUGGUGGGUUGAUCGCCGAUAGUGAAAGUGAAGAUGACCAUGCCCUUGCCUCAACCAGCGAGGCGAGCCCGGUGGACAACCAAGAUGACUGCACUUGGGAGUACAAUUUCUCAGAAAAUGCUUUCCACCCUCUUAGGAAGCAGGGCACGAGAAUGGAGAGCUCAGAUGCAAGAGCCAAGCGGCUGGCUGCUGUCGAGAGACAACGGCUCUAUCACAAAAAGUGGAGGGCCAGAAUGUCAACGGAACAAGUGCAGCGCUUCCACGUAAGAAAACAGGAAUACCAGCGGAAUAGGCGCAAGAACAACCCUGGGAUUGAUAAGAGACUAAAUGAAGCACGCUCUGAAGAGAAUAAAAGGAAUGUGCGCGAUCGCAGAGCUGCCUAA